Messenger RNA from Phascolarctos cinereus (koala), 1211 nucleotides. It is a transcript of the gene EIF3F, whose product is annotated as eukaryotic translation initiation factor 3 subunit F. Lineage: Eukaryota; Metazoa; Chordata; Mammalia; Diprotodontia; Phascolarctidae. Gene Ontology annotation, molecular function: translation initiation factor binding; translation initiation factor activity; metallopeptidase activity. Gene Ontology annotation, biological process: translational initiation. Gene Ontology annotation, cellular component: eukaryotic translation initiation factor 3 complex, eIF3m. The record is from RefSeq and is a predicted model, not a curated record.
CUUUCGCGCUUCGGCAACAUGGCGGCUGCGACGGCAGCCUCGGGUUCCUCCCCGACUUCGACCCCAGCCCCGACCCCGACCCCGGCGUCUGCCCCGGAUCCCUCCCUGGCCUCCGCCCCAGCGCCUGCCCCGGCCCAGCCACAGACCCAGGGCCAGGCCCCGGCGUCGGCGCCUCCGCCGGCUGCCCCGACUCCGGCGCCGGCCCCCCUCGGGCCUGGGCUCCCCGGGCCGUUCCCCGGCGGCCGCGUGGUCCGGCUGCAUCCGGUCAUCCUCGCGUCCAUCGUGGACAGCUACGAGCGUCGUAACGAGGGCGCGGGCCGCGUCAUCGGCACUCUGCUGGGAACCAUUGACAAACACUCAGUAGAAGUCACCAACUGCUUUUCAGUGCCGCAUAAUGAGUCUGAGGAUGAGGUUGCUGUGGACAUGGAAUUUGCUAAGAAUAUGUAUGAAUUACACAAGAAAGUCUCUCCAAGUGAGCUUAUUUUGGGUUGGUAUGCCACAGGUCAUGACAUCACCGAACACUCAGUACUGAUUCACGAGUACUACAGCCGGGAGGCCCAUAGCCCCAUUCAUCUUACUGUGGAUACCAGCCUCCAGAAUGGGCGAAUGAGCAUCAAAGCUUAUGUCAGUGCUUCCAUGGGUGUUCCUGGAAAAACGAUGGGAGUGAUGUUCACUCCACUGACAGUGAAAUAUGUCUACUAUGAUACUGAGCGAAUUGGAAUUGACCUGAUCAUGAAGACCUGUUUCAGCCCCAACCGUGUGAUUGGCCUUUCCAGUGAUCUGCAGCAAGUGGGUGGGGCAUCAGCCCGGAUACAGGAUGCGCUAAGCACAGUGCUGCAGUAUGCUGAGGAUGUGCUGUCUGGAAAGGUGUCAGCAGACAACACUGUGGGCCGCUUCCUGAUGGGCCUGGUUAACCAAGUUCCCAAGAUUGCCCCUGAGGACUUCGAGAGCAUGCUGAACAGCAACAUCAAUGACCUGUUGAUGGUGACUUACCUUGCUAACCUAACCCAGUCACAGAUUGCUCUCAACGAGAAACUUGUGAGCCUGUGAGGAAACCAGCGAGCAGCAGCCACAGCUAGCCACUCCAUCCGAUGUGGGUCCUCCCUUGGAGCAGAAGAACAGUGGAUUCUUCUUUAACCGUCAUCUUUAAGUUGCCUGUUUCUGUAGAUGAGCUGUUUAUAACUCCAAAUAAACCACAGACAUCCCUUUUC